AUGAAUAGACUGUUGGACUAUUCAAAGGGCUAUUUGCAGAACUAUUUGCAGAGCUAUUCACAGGGCUAUUCGCAGGGCCGUUUGCAGGGCCGUUCGCAGGACCGUUCGCAGGACCGUUCGCAGGACCGUUCACAGAGUGGUUGGCAGAAUGAUUAUAACUGA
This is a messenger RNA of Aspergillus saccharolyticus JOP 1030-1, 162 nucleotides long. RefSeq lists its product as uncharacterized. The record is from RefSeq and is a predicted model, not a curated record. The transcript is spliced from 4 exons. NCBI's taxonomy places the organism in Eukaryota, Fungi, Ascomycota, Eurotiomycetes, Eurotiales, Aspergillaceae. The coding region runs from base 1 to 162 and encodes 53 amino acids.